This is a messenger RNA of Camellia sinensis, 738 nucleotides long. RefSeq names its product protein FAR1-RELATED SEQUENCE 5-like. NCBI's taxonomy places the organism in Eukaryota, Viridiplantae, Streptophyta, Magnoliopsida, Ericales, Theaceae. The record is from RefSeq and is a predicted model, not a curated record.
AUGGACAUUGAUUCAAACCAUCCUACAUUGAGUGGGGGUGAGGAAGUUGAGGAAGCAGAGAACAAUCCUACAUUAAAUGAGAGUGAAGAAAUUGAAGAACCUAAGAAGGGGAUGUGGUUUACCUCAAAGCAAGAAGUUCACGAGUUUUAUGCAAAAUAUGCUAAAAACCUUGGAUUUGCUAUAGCUUACAGAACACAGAAUGUUAGAUCGGAUGGAAAGGUGAAAUACUUUGGAAUUGAAUGUACUCAGGCGCAGAAGAGGACAAAAAGAUCAGAAGUAAACCCCCUGAAACCAUCUUUGUCAUCAAAAAUUGAUUGUAAAGCUAGGAUAAGAGCGAUUUUACAACCAGAUGGAAGAUAUAAGUUAACUACAGUUGUGCUUGACCAUACGCAUGAUUUAAUUCCUAGCGACUCACGCCAUUUUCCAAUGAAUAAGAGGAUUCGUACUCCUGUGAAGAGAAGAUUAGAAAUAAAUGAUGAAGCAGGAAUAGGGGUAUCUAGGAAUUUUCAUUCUAUAGUUGUUGAAGCGGGGGGAUAUGAGGCAUUAACAUUUGAUGAACGAGAUGUAAGGAACCACAUUGAAAAUGCUAGAAGAUUGAGGCUUGGGGUAGGAGACGCCGAAUCAGUUGCAUUUUAUUUUCAUAGGAUGCAACAAGAAAAUUCAAACUUCUACUCUGCAAUUGACUUUGAUGUAGAUGGUCGCAUACGGAACUUGUUUUGGGCGGAUGCAAAGGAGUAA